UUUGUUUGAACAGGUGCCAGCUCUCACUCUCGCUCCUCAUCACAAAACAAGGAGGAGCUCUAUCGAUCACAAAGCUGUGGAGCUUUGGGGCUUUAAAAGAUCCACCAAACACUGGAGGUGGAGGACUCCUGCUGAUUUCAAACAGAUUAAGGAGAGAUGAAGGCUGUGCAGGCUCUUACUCUGACUCUGCUGCUGGUUGCUGGAGCCAGCGCUCAGCUUCUGAAGUCUGGAAAAUGUCCCAAUCCUGCCGUCCAGUCCAACUUUGAUGCUUCCAGGUAUCUUGGUAAAUGGUACGAGAUCCGGAAACUGCCAACAACUUUCCAGAAAGGUCAAUGCGCCACUGCCAACUACACCCUGAAGGGUCCCGGAGAGAUCGCAGUCCUCAACAGAGAACUGCUCGAUGACGGAACCAUCGGCUCUGCUGUUGGCACGGCUAAAGUCAAGGACCCCGCUGAGCCGGCCAAGCUGGAGGUCUCCUUCUUCGAAGACACUCCCCCUGGUCCAUACUGGGUUCUGUCCACCGACUACGACAGCUACACCCUGAUCUACGGCUGCACGGACUACGGCCUCUUCCACAUGGAGCUCUCCUGGAUCCUGAGCAGGGAGCCCACUCUGCCCGAAGAGACCGUUGAGAAGCUGCUCGGCAUCUUGUCCUCAGUCGGCGUCAGCGUGGACGAGAUGGUCCCCACCGUUCAGGACGAGAGUUACUGCAGCGCCAUGAACCAGUGAGCAGAGAGAGGCUCCUGCUGGGCGGGUCGCGCUGGAGUAGAACCACCCUGCAGCGUGCAGAGAGUCAUCGUUCCUAUGAUGUGCAAAGUCAUGGGCAUCAUCUUAUUUAAAUAAAUGUAUCUGUUUGUGCUUGUUUUGUCUUUUUUUUGUUUUGUGGAAAUAAAUUCUGAUUCCUGUAUUCCAAAAAUGCA
Messenger RNA from Fundulus heteroclitus (mummichog), 920 nucleotides. RefSeq names its product apolipoprotein Da, duplicate 2 (gene apoda.2). The record is from RefSeq and is a predicted model, not a curated record. The transcript is spliced from 5 exons. Bases 157 to 729 code for a protein of 190 amino acids. NCBI's taxonomy places the organism in Eukaryota, Metazoa, Chordata, Actinopteri, Cyprinodontiformes, Fundulidae. Gene Ontology annotation, biological process: brain development; lipid transport; tissue regeneration. Gene Ontology annotation, molecular function: lipid binding.